CCGAGGGUGUGCCAUGGGUUUGGCAAUAGCGGCCGCCAAGUCCUGGCAAGUACCAUCCGAGGUGACCAGUGAUCACCAUUUUGCUGAAUUAGCCCAAGUGGGCGCUAAGAUCCUUCUUUUUGCUGAAAGAGGCGCCCGACGCCUCAAUGAGACGAAAAGGGAGGCGCUCGAGGCUUCCUCUUCAGCUGCUCAGCUGAAGUUGGAUCUGGAGAACGCAACUGCACGCCGCGAGCAGUUUGCGAAGGAAUGCGAGGACGCCCAGAUGACGGCCACCAUGGAGUUGUCUCGUCUGCAAGGCGCCCUAGACGAGGAGCGCAAUAAAUUGGCCACCCUGCAGGCCGAGAAGGAUGUGCUGGCGCAGGAAGCUGGCGCCCAGGCCAGUGAAAUCGACAUCCUUAAGGAGGAGAAGAGGAGGUUGAAGGACGCCCACAAGGAGAGUGAGAAAUCCUUGAAGAGGGCCCGGAAAGAAAUUUCCGAACUUCGGCAAUCCUUGGACGACCUGAUGGAGUCGGAGACCGGGAAGUCCAUGUGCGCCAAUGCCGUCCUGACCGGCAUUGAAAUCCUGCGGGGAAAGCUGCAGAAGGACCAUCCUGACCUUACUUGGGAUCUCUCGGAGAUGGCCGAGUAUGUGAUCGGCGGGAUGGAGACGCCUCGCGGGACAAGUGGGGCGCCCGAGCCAUCAGCUCCCACCUCUCCUUCUCCAAGGGCGCCUAGUGCUGGGGAUGCGAAUUCAGGC
Molecule: messenger RNA, 736 nt
Organism: Linum tenue
Lineage: Eukaryota; Viridiplantae; Streptophyta; Magnoliopsida; Malpighiales; Linaceae
Source: the annotation of a GenBank genome assembly